Molecule: messenger RNA, 297 nt
Organism: Plenodomus lingam JN3
Lineage: Eukaryota; Fungi; Ascomycota; Dothideomycetes; Pleosporales; Leptosphaeriaceae
Source: RefSeq, a predicted model, not a curated record
AUGGCGGUGAAAGUGGUCGGGCUGGCUGGUGGGCUGGCGGGCUGGCGGGCUGUUGAAAGUGGCAGAGGGUGGGAAAGCGUGUUGGUUGCAGGCGUGGGUGGUCGAACUGCAAGAGGCAACGCUAUUUUUGGAUUCAAGGCAGCGGGGGACAUGAACAUGGCUAGACGCCAGCCGAUGGAUGUCUUGUUUCACAAUCUCGAGAGCGGCUUCGUCAGCGCGGGAAAGUCAUCGACGUCCGAAGAGGUGGAUGGGUGGAUAGUGGAUACUAUGUAUUGUGGUGUGCUGUGUGCUGUGUAA